AUGGAGCCUAUCAAGUCAAGAGCCUCAUCGGAGGCGAGACGAGAUAUCUAUAUACUUGCCAACGCUAUGGUUUCCGGUCACUCUAGUCGUGAUGCCACACGCUCAUCCUCUGUAGACCGACAACUUGAACCCAACAAAACACAGUCGAGCCACAAAAAUGGACAUCAAUCACCAUUGAAGACUGGUAGUUCUGCUAAUAUGAAUCUCGAUGCCAACAAACACCGCCCAUCUUUGACGAACACCCAUAAAAACAGCGAGGAAAAAGAUACGGAAAUAUCCCAUCAUCACAAUUCGCCCGACGAGUCCUCGCCUACAGCACUUGAUACGGCGAAUAUGACGAAUCCCCACGUAGGACGGGUUCAUGAUGCCGGAUCAAUUUCCACUGUAGAACGUCACCGUCUUAGAAGCAACAUACCAGAAUGGAAAUGGAAAACCGUGCUGCUUGCGAACGGCUUCUUGAGUCUAGUUCACGGAUACGAUGUCGGCAACAUUGCAAAUCUCCAGCCCGCUAUCUAUCAAGCCUUUGGGAGUAUAGUGGCUCUACCCUGGCUCGCACUUGGCUAUGCCGUCUCUAUCAUCGCCUUUAUACCUCUUGGCCACAAGCUUUUAAGGAUCGUAGACUUCAAGAUACUGAGUCUCCUGUUUACUUUAGUUAUGAUGAUGGGAGCCGCGAUCUCCGGGUCCGCACAUCAUUUCGUGCUCGUUAUUUUCGGCCGUAUGUGUACAGCUUGGGGCGCGAGCGUUAUCUACCAAGGCAUCUUAAGCCACAAUCUCAUCCUCUGUUCUCCCUACGAGUGCCUCAUUGUAACUGGGUAUAUGGCCGGCUGUUUCGCCGCUGGUUUGGUUGUAGGUCCAGUUAUAGGUGGUGUGUUCGCCGGCACUGAACAGAUUACAUGGCGCUGGGCAUUCUACCUAAUGAUCCCAUUAUGUGGCAUCAGCUUCAUAUUACAAGCAUUCUGCUUGCCACGCUAUUGUAUACUGAAUGAGAAAUUCGGACCACGGAGCGUCAGGGGAUUUGACUGCUUCGGGAUAUUUCUGCAUAUCGUGGUCUGCUUCUCCUUCUCAUUCAGUUGUAUGUUUCUAGGGUCUGCAAGAAUUUGGGGAGCCGGCUGGGCCCUAGCUUCCUGGGCCAUAUUCGUCUUGUUCGCAUUCACAUAUGCGGUCCAGCAAGCGUACAGUAUCGGAACGACACCUAAUGAGCGCAUUGUAUCCCCAUUUUCACUCUUUACGAACCGAACAGUGCUGCUAAACUGGAUAUGCACGACCUGUGCUGCUACAGCCUACGGUGCUGCACUCUACUACGUGCCUAUCUACUUUGCCUUCCACGAAGGUCUGAGUCCACUGGAUGCUGCAACCCGACUGUUACCUCUCGUAUGCAUCUUCGUCUUUGCUAUUAUAUUAAGCGGUGCUUUACUACCCGGUUACCGCAUCUACAAAAUCUUCUUCAUGAUCGGUUCUAUGUUCCUACUAAUUGGCGGCGGCUUAUUCCAAACGCUCACUGAUGAGACACCGGAGUCAUCUAUGAUGGCGUUUGAAGCUCUUGUUGCCGUUGGUAUCGGCAUGCUGUGGCAUUUAGCAACUACAGUGGGUUUCACCAUUAUAGAAACUACCAAAGAACGACUGGAUCUUGCACUGCUCAGUAAUGUGGCAAAGUUUGGCGGCAUCGCAGUAUCGCUCUCCCUCGCUGGAGUGAUCUUCAUGGAUACAGGAUUCCAGUCUCUAAAGGAAUCAUUGAGUAACGGCGAUGCGAAGUCUUCAUUUUCAGAUGAACAAAUCUUUGAGCUGCUUGCAGGUGUUAAUUCGCCAAUCCUCAUAAGCGGCAAUUCAACAACGGUGAAACCGAUGGUCAUGAGUGCAAUUACCGACGGUAUCAAGGGCUGUUUCGCCAUCAUAAUCGCUGCUGGUGGCCUUUCUUUCCUUGCCGCAUUAUGUAUGAAAUGGGAAGCCAUGGGGUCUGACGAAGAAGUGAAGUCUGGAGGACCAGAGCCUGACUCUCACUCUGGUCAGAAGUCUGAUGGCGAAAUCAUACUCGAUGGGCUGACUGUAACGGGCGAGGCGAUAGAUAACGGACAAGCUUCACACUCUAGUGUAGACGAAGAUGAUCAAAGCUAAGUUACUAGUUAGUCCUUAAAAUGACAACUAGCAGUCUGGGU
This is a messenger RNA of Annulohypoxylon maeteangense, 2153 nucleotides long. RefSeq names its product MFS general substrate transporter. NCBI's taxonomy places the organism in Eukaryota, Fungi, Ascomycota, Sordariomycetes, Xylariales, Hypoxylaceae. The coding region runs from base 1 to 2112 and encodes 703 amino acids. The record is from RefSeq and is a predicted model, not a curated record. The transcript has 5 exons. Gene Ontology annotation, molecular function: transmembrane transporter activity. Gene Ontology annotation, biological process: transmembrane transport.